UGAGGCCAUAAAGAAGAUGAGAAAAAAGGAUAGAGGCUUUGUCCAGAAUAGAGGCACAGCAGAACAGAUAAAAAGAAGAAAAAGAGUGGGUAGUGAAGUCAUGCAAGGAUUUUUAGCUAACACUUACAAAGAAGACUAAUGAACCCAGAGGCAGUGCAACCCUAAACACAUCUAUAUAGAAGUAAGUCCCACUGAGUUCAACUCAGCUUACUUCCAAAGGCAUGAGCUGCUACAAUGGCCAAAAUAGAACAGGAAAAUCAAACAGCACUCAGUGAAUUCCUAUUGCUGGGUUUUGGAGAUAUUGGAGACUGGUGGCUUGUUCUCUUCUUCCUCUUCUUUGUGAUCUAUAUUGUGACUGUUGUGGGCAAUAUUCUCAUAAUUGUGUUGAUUGUGGUUGAUCGGCAUCUCCACACUCCUAUGUACUUCUUCUUGGGUAACCUGUCCUGCCUGGAGACCUGCUAUAGCUCCAACAUCCUUCCUAUGAUGCUGGCUAAGCUUUUCAAAGGGGGUCAAGGAAACAUCUCAGUUACUAGCUGCAUGAUCCAAUACUACUUUUUUGGCUUCCUGGCAGCUUCUGAAUGUUAUCUCCUAGCUGCUAUGUCCUACGAUAGAUAUGUGGCCAUAUGUAAACCAUUGCUGUACACAGCACUAAUGAAUAGCAGGGUUUGCUUUCAGCUAGUAGCUGGAUCUUGGGUAAGUGGUUCAUUGGCUAUUAACAUAACUAUAUAUUUAAUGAGCCAGUUAAAGUUCUGUCACUUUGGUGAAAUCAACCAUUUCUUUUGUGAUUUCAAUCCAAUAUUAAAACUGUCCUGCAGUGACACAUACAUGAUUGAACUUUUAACUACUUUUCUAGCCACUGUCUGUUCGCUCCCUCCUUUCUUGUUGACUUUAGCAUCUUAUAUUUAUAUCAUAUCUACUAUCAUGAGAAUCCCAUCCAUCAGUGGGAGGCAAAAGGCCUUUUCAACCUGCUCCUCACACCUCACUGUGGUGUCCAUAUUCUACAGCACAAUAAUGAUCGUUUACAUGUUGCCCAAAACAGAUGCAUUGCGAGACCUCAACAAAGUCUUUUCUCUUUUCUACACAGUCCUGACUCCUUUGUUCAAUCCCCUGAUAUACAGUUUGAGAAACAGGGAGGUAAAACAGGCCUUCAGAAAAGCCACUGCUAAAUUGUGUGCAUUUGAAAGAAUUUGGGGAUGAACAUUAAUACGCUUUUCUAUUUAGAUGCAAGUUUUGCUUCUAUUGUAUAUACAUAUAUAUUUUCUAUUUUGUAUCUGUGACUGUUUGUGAAAUGUCUUUAUAUUGCUGUGUUCCAUGAAAGAUAUGUAUAUUGCUUUUUCCUUUUAUGGAAAGGAAGUUUACUUUUUAUUUUAGCUUUCCAAUUCCAUAUAAUUUACUUUAAUAAAC
This is a messenger RNA of Sceloporus undulatus (fence lizard), 1404 nucleotides long. RefSeq names its product olfactory receptor 2AP1-like. Gene Ontology annotation, molecular function: olfactory receptor activity; G protein-coupled receptor activity. The record is from RefSeq and is a predicted model, not a curated record. Bases 235 to 1197 code for a protein of 320 amino acids. Gene Ontology annotation, biological process: G protein-coupled receptor signaling pathway. NCBI's taxonomy places the organism in Eukaryota, Metazoa, Chordata, Lepidosauria, Squamata, Phrynosomatidae. The transcript has 3 exons. Gene Ontology annotation, cellular component: membrane.